Messenger RNA from Paramecium octaurelia, 1188 nucleotides. Lineage: Eukaryota; Ciliophora; Oligohymenophorea; Peniculida; Parameciidae. The record is from the annotation of a GenBank genome assembly.
AUUUUUUUAGAGAAAAUAACAAUAAGACAGAGAGAUGAAUGGAGUAUAAUAACUUCUUGACGAUUAAAAGUAAGAAUUCAAGAGCAAAAAUAUGAAUUAAGGAAAACCAUUUGAAUCUUCAAAGAAAAACUAAUCAAAUUAAAAUAGUCCAAUUUUCACCAAAUAUUGUUCUAAUUCUAUUUCUUCAAAAUCUAACAACAAUAAUCUCUCAUAUUUAAAGAAUGACGGCUCUGUUUCGAAAAUGUUGUCUCAAACCAUGGCAUAUUCUGAUAAACCAUUAAAUUAUAGUAAAUUAAACGAAAAGCCAAAUGGUAGUGAAAAUAAAAAAGUUGAAAAAUAGGUAAAAUCACAAUAUUAGCGAUAUAUAAAAAGAAAUGAUGAUAGGAGAUUGAGAGUAUGUAAUGUUUUGAAGGAUUUAUCUAGUAAUACUUCAGAGUUACGUAAUGUUGAGGAUUAAUAUAAAUAUUAUGUUAGAGAAAUAGAAGAUAAAUCAGCCUUGUAUAAGAAUUACAGCUUAAAUUUCCAAAAUAAAGCAAUUGUAGGCAAAAUCUGUAAUGCAUUCUUACAAGUCAGAGGGGAUGGAAACUGCUUUUAUACUGCUUUUGGUUUCUAAUUCCUUUAUCAUUUGCUUUUUUCAUAUUCUGAUGAAGAAUUUGAUUAAUUCAUUAAGAAAAUCUUGGAUUAGUAAAUCAGUUUUGGGAUUAAAUAUGCCAGGAAAUAAAUAGAUGACAAGGAGACUCAAAAAAUUUGUCUGGAGGAAUUUAUUUAUCUAAUAGAAGACCUGAGGUAAGAAAGAUAGGAAGAAAGGUUCGAGAAAUUCAGGCAAAGGUUUGCUAAUUGGAAAAUUAAUGAAAAUGGAGAUGGUUUCUUAUAUUGUUUAUAGACUAUAUUCUUCAGAAAUUUAAGUUAUUUGUAUUUGGAGAAAAGUGACUUCAAAGAUAUUGUAUUAGAUAAAGAAAAUUUAUUAAUUUGGGAGGAAGAGUGUAAUACAAAUGAAGUAAUCAUAAAACUAUUGGCAUAAGAAUUAAAAAUGUAUUAUAUUUUAAAGUUAUAAUUAGACAUACUAAAUUAUUAUUUCUCGAUAAUGAAAUAUCAAUAAUGGAGUACGAGGAAGAGAAUAAAAACACAAUAAUACUGCUUAUCAAACCUGGGCAUUACAAUAUAGGCUGGAAUAUCAAAGAGUAAUGA